This is a messenger RNA of Branchiostoma floridae (Florida lancelet), 1080 nucleotides long. Its product is annotated as CUB and sushi domain-containing protein 3-like. The transcript is spliced from 4 exons. Gene Ontology annotation, molecular function: serine-type endopeptidase activity. Gene Ontology annotation, biological process: complement activation. The coding region runs from base 1 to 1080 and encodes 359 amino acids. Gene Ontology annotation, cellular component: extracellular region. The record is from RefSeq and is a predicted model, not a curated record. NCBI's taxonomy places the organism in Eukaryota, Metazoa, Chordata, Leptocardii, Amphioxiformes, Branchiostomatidae.
AUGCAGAAUGAUCCGACAAUCCUUUGUUCUUCUGUAACGUUACCAAUAGUUACCAGAAAGGAAAAGUCGGCAAGUACCAGCUGUGCUAGAGAUGACUACACGUUCUUCAACGGAAUCUGCUACAAGGCCUAUACCAGAAACAAGAGCUACAGUCGGGCCCGAGAACUGUGUGCCGCAGACGGCGGGAUCUUAGCCAUGCCAAAGGACGCUGACACCAACAAUUUCCUCAGUCAGCUGUGCGGUGAGGACUGUUGGAUCGGGCUGUCCGAACCGAGCGUGGAAGACCGUUGGGAAUGGGCGGACGGGUCGCUUCUCAGCGCGACGGGCUUCAGUGCCUGGGCAAGAAGAGCCGGAAUCCAUAACUCAGGAGCAAGAUCUAAUUCAGGAGAAGAGUUCAUAAAUACUGACAAUACUGUUACUAAUGGCAAACACUGUAUUCUGUUGAGGCUCAGUGGACCCAAUUGGGACGAGCGCGAUUGUACUAAAGACCACCAUUUCGUCUGUCAAUCAAAUCACGUGAUCCUCUCCCAGGUACAGACCGAGUGUAAUGUGCUGGCGAGCCCUGACCCCAUAGCUCAGGGAGCCCACCUGUACGGCACGACCAUACACUUCUCAUGCUCAUCAGGGUACACCAUGGUUGGUACAGCAGACCGGACGUGUCAAGCUAACGGCCAAUGGAGUGGCUCACAGCCUACCUGUAAUGCGGACCAGGUGCCAGAGUGUGAAGACCUUCACGCACCUCACCACGGAACGAUCAGUGGGGGCAACAAUCUGGGAGACACUGUGACCUUCUCCUGCGACCUUGGUUACCAGCUAACAGGUUCUGUCGCAAGGACCUGUCAGUCAACAUUGGACUGGUCUGGGACGGAGCCAACUUGCACCAAGGUCCUGUGUCCCGUGGUGACCACUCCCCUCAACGGACAGAUGUCUGGUAACCGCUUUGAAUAUGACAAACAUCUGCAGUUCUCCUGCAAUGAUGGUUACGAACUGGUAGGGGGCAGCUCUGAGAUAACUUGUCAGGCUGAUGGAACCUGGGAUGGAACAGUACCGAUUUGUAACAGUGAGUUCAUGUUAACCUGA